AUGGCAACCAAUCUUUUAAAGAAUGACGAGUGGUGGAAUGGUCCAGACUGGGUAAGGAACUACAACCCGAGACAGGCAGAAUUGAGUAAACCCAGAAACGAAGUUCUACUAGAAGCAAAGGCAUCCAAGAUUCGUGAAGUACAAAGUACACGCGUUCACGUGAGUGCGAUAGACGAAGCGGUUGGGAACAUUUCUAAAGUCAUUACAUGCGAAGAUUAUAGUAGUGUCAGUCGGCUGUAUUCCGUCACAGCCUAUGUUCUAAGAUUUAUUGAGAAUCUAAAACGAAAACGACAAGGAACGUCAUUAGUUAAGGAGUGUUUAACGGCCGAAGAAUUAGGACGGGCCGAAUAUUACUGGUUGUUAUUCAUACAGAGAGACGUACGUUCAGACAACAACUAUGUCGAGAAGAAGAAUCGUUUGGGACUGUUCGACGACACUAAAGGAAUCAUUCGUUGCAAGGGACGACUAGCUAACGCAGAAAUAUCAUACGAAGAGAAAUACCCUGCAAUCAUUCCAAGAAAGCAUCACUUUACAACAAUAACCAUACGAGAUUGUCACAGCCGGGUCGGACACAACGGAGUGCGUGAAACCUUAGCCGAAUUCCGUUACGUUUUUGGAUCGAAAGGGGGCGACAGGUAG
Paramuricea clavata is the source of this 639-nucleotide messenger RNA. The record is from the annotation of a GenBank genome assembly. NCBI's taxonomy places the organism in Eukaryota, Metazoa, Cnidaria, Anthozoa, Malacalcyonacea, Plexauridae.